AUGUCUGAAAUAAAUUUUCCCAAUCAUACUCUCACAUUGCUUGAUGGAACUGAUAUAUUAUUGGAUAUUCCACGAGAAUUCCCGCCACCAAAACAAAUAUCUCUACCAGUAAAAGAACAUUAUAAGAUGGUAAAAUAUUACAUAACAGCAUUGGGAAUAGAUAAUAACGAAAUUUAUCUUAAGGAACAUUUCCUCCGUGGAUUGUCUCACAAUAAUCAGUUAGAAGCCAGAAAAUAUGGAUUAGACCUGACAUCAGAUGAGCUAGUAGAGAAGCUAAAACAA
Acaulospora colombiana is the source of this 282-nucleotide messenger RNA. The record is from the annotation of a GenBank genome assembly. Lineage: Eukaryota; Fungi; Glomeromycota; Glomeromycetes; Diversisporales; Acaulosporaceae.